AUGGCCUGUGGCAGUGGAGUCUGGAAUCUCCUCAGUUUGGUGUCUCAAGCAAGACAACUUCCAGGAUGGGAAGACUGGGAGAGCUUGUCAGGAGUCCUUGCCACAUUGCCCGUGCCUGGAGAGAAUCCAGUCCUUGGUGCCUCUGGGUCGAGAGCUGAGUCUAAAGAAGGUUGCCUGUCCCUCACGCUGCGGUCUGUCUGCAGAGCUCAGAACCAACCUCUGAGCCUUCUCUGGCGGCGUGUCUUCCUGAAGGAGAGGCCAAAGGGGAGGAAGAUGCCCGCCAAGCUGCGCCUGCUGCCGCUGCAGGGCCUGAGCAUCCAGCAUCACUCCUUUGCUGUCCCUCAUGCUGCUGUCUGUCUCCAGAGCAUAAGGGCAGUGUCAGCACCUGCUCUGGCUGCCUCUGCAUCCAAGGAAGAGGCUGAGGAGGAGGAAGGUGCCAAUGAACCUGCCCCUGCUGUCAGCCCAGAGCCUGAGCAGCCAACAUCAAGCUCCACCUCCUCUGUCCUGGCACCUGCGCGAGCUGCAGCUGCAGGCUCUGAAGAAGGCUCCAGUCGCCAAGCUGCAAACUCAAGCACGAGCAGCUCGUGCACCUGGAGCACGAGCAGCUCCUGUGGCAGCAGAGAGCAGCUGCAAGAGAGGACAGAGGACGAGUGGCUGGCCACGCUGAGGAUGCUGGUGAGCGAGGGAGAUGCCGAGGCUAAAUACACAGAACUGGAAACUCUUGGCAAAGGGUGGCAUGUGUGUACCUGGAAAAAUGCACAUGCAGAGAUACAGAAAGAGAAAAGGGAGAAAGGACGCAGAGCAGUAUCUGUCGUGUUCCAUUUGCUGUUUGCCCUAGGACGGUUUUUCCCCUUGGAGCGCGGUGACUUGCACUUGCAGGGACUAAAGGACUUCUCCUUUCUCUGCUGCUGUUUUGUUUCCAGGGGUUUCGGCACCGUGUGCAUGGCAGUGGAGACUGCCACAGGAGAAGAGGUGGCCAUAAAGAAAAUCAGUCUCCUGCAAGAGAGCAGCAGUGAACUGUGCGUGAAUGAAAUCCAGGUCAUACGCGACAAGAAGAACGCCAACCUUGUGAGCUAUGUAGACAGCUACCUGGUGAACCAAGAACUCUGGCUGGUGAUGGAGUACAUGGACGGAGGUUCUUUACAGGAUGUCAUCAGGGAGACUCAGAUGGAAGAAGGAGAGAUAGCAGCUGUCUCUCGAGAGUGCCUGCAAGGCCUGGAUUUCCUUCACUGCCAUCAAGUGAUCCACCGAGACAUCAAAAGCCACAACAUUCUCCUGGGCUUGGACGGAUCUGUCAAGUUGGCUGAUUUUGGCCUCGCUGCUCAGCUCACUGCUGAGCAGAGCAAACGGAGAUCAGCUGUCGGGACUAUUUACUGGAUGGCGCCAGAAAUUUUCACCAGGAAGCCCUAUGGCCCCAAAGUGGACAUCUGGUCCCUUGGCAUUGUGGGGAUCGAGAUGGUGGAAGGAGCGCCUCCUCACCUGAUGAAAACCGCCCGCACGGUCCGACAGCUGAUAAGCAGCGGGGGCAGGCCGAGGCUGCAGAAGCCCAGGCAGCAGUCCGCUUGGCUGCGAGACUUCCUGCACUGCUGCCUGGAGACAGACGAGGACAGGCGCUGGUCUGCCCAGGAGCUUCUGCAGCAUCCGUUUGUAACCUCAGCCAAGCCGACCUCCAGCCUGACGCCUCUCAUCAUGGCAGCACAGCAGUUCACGGCCAACAGGAGAUACUAG
This is a messenger RNA of Prinia subflava (tawny-flanked prinia), 1728 nucleotides long. RefSeq names its product serine/threonine-protein kinase PAK 3-like. Gene Ontology annotation, molecular function: protein serine/threonine kinase activity; ATP binding. Gene Ontology annotation, cellular component: cytoplasm. The coding region runs from base 1 to 1728 and encodes 575 amino acids. NCBI's taxonomy places the organism in Eukaryota, Metazoa, Chordata, Aves, Passeriformes, Cisticolidae. Gene Ontology annotation, biological process: regulation of actin cytoskeleton organization; intracellular signal transduction; protein phosphorylation. The record is from RefSeq and is a predicted model, not a curated record. The transcript has 13 exons.